This is a messenger RNA of Nothobranchius furzeri (turquoise killifish), 2824 nucleotides long. It is a transcript of the gene prkar1b, whose product is annotated as protein kinase, cAMP-dependent, regulatory, type I, beta. Gene Ontology annotation, molecular function: cAMP-dependent protein kinase regulator activity. The record is from RefSeq and is a predicted model, not a curated record. Gene Ontology annotation, cellular component: cAMP-dependent protein kinase complex. Gene Ontology annotation, biological process: regulation of protein phosphorylation. Lineage: Eukaryota; Metazoa; Chordata; Actinopteri; Cyprinodontiformes; Nothobranchiidae.
AGAGAGAGUCAGACAGAGGGUAGGAAGCAGCGACACGGAGUUGUGCAGCAGCGAUGGAGAGACGGGCUUUUUGCUGCCAUCAGUGUUUUCAUCAGUAGACUCGUACUGCUGUGUCGUGGGGAUUGGAGACGCUUUGCCACUUCUUCUCCUUGUCUCAUACAUCAGCUUGGAUUAUCUGCCUACAUUCUGUGUUUAAAUAGGAGGAUGCUGAUGCUCACUGGCAUGUGUGUCAGGUGUGUGUGAAAUGGGAGUUUAUGUGUGUUGAUACCCUUGCUGUCUUGGACACACACAGCUUGACUCAAUGCCUGGUGCCUCUGAAAGGCUGAGGGACACGCAGCAGGCCUGACCGGGGGCCCUACAUGCCAUGGAAGAAUGCAAGCAGAUUAUGGCACGCCAGAAAUCUAACAGCCAGUCAGACUCACAUGAUGAUGAAGUUUCUCCUCCUCCACCAAACCCUGUUGUCAAGGCCCGUCGCCGCAGGGGAGGAGUCAGCGCUGAAGUGUACACCGAGGAGGAUGCUGUCAGCUACGUUCGGAAGGUGAUUCCUAAAGACUACAAGACCAUGACUGCCUUGGCUAAGGCCAUAUCUAAGAAUGUGCUGUUUGCUCAUCUGGACGACAACGAGAGAAGUGACAUAUUUGAUGCAAUGUUCCCAGUCACUCACAUUGCAGGGGAAACAGUGAUCCAGCAAGGCGAUGAAGGAGACAACUUCUAUGUGAUUGACCAAGGUGAAGUGGACGUGUAUGUGAAUGGUGAGUGGGUCACCAAUAUAGGGGAAGGAGGGAGUUUUGGAGAGCUGGCCCUCAUCUAUGGGACUCCGAGAGCUGCCACCGUAAAGGCCAAGACUGACCUGAAGCUGUGGGGCAUCGACCGAGACAGCUACCGACGCAUUCUCAUGGGUAGUACACUGAGAAAGAGGAAGAUGUAUGAGGAGUUUCUUAGCAAGGUCUCCAUCCUCGAGUCUUUGGAUAAGUGGGAGCGCCUGACGGUGGCUGAUGCUCUGGAGCCUGUUCAGUUUGAAGAUGGAGAGAAGAUUGUGGUUCAGGGAGAGCCUGGAGACGACUUCUUCAUUAUUACAGAGGGCAUAGCUUCUGUUCUGCAGCGCAGGUCUGAUAAUGAGGAGUAUGUGGAGGUCGGCCGCCUCGGACCCUCUGACUACUUUGGGGAGAUUGCCCUGUUGCUGAACCGUCCCAGGGCAGCUACCGUGGUGGCCCGUGGGCCCCUGAAGUGUGUGAAGCUGGACAGGCCUCGCUUUGAGCGUGUGCUGGGCCCGUGCUCCGAGAUCCUGAAGAGGAACAUCCAGAGAUACAACAGCUUCAUCUCCCUCACUGUGUGAGAGUCCACACCCCCAGCAGGGGUGUGCAGCAUCAGCAUCAGAGAUUCAGCGAGAGGGUGGGAAAUGGGAUGGGAGGAUGAAGGGUGAAGAUUUUCAAUCCAAAAUAACAUCCACAAGGCUCACUUCUGCCCUUUUUCUAGUUUGCGCAUAUAUAUAUAUAUAUAUAUAUACAUAUUAUUUUUUUUUACCUUGUGCACUUUGGCUUGAUCUGUUCUGUCAUGUAGCUUUAUGUCAAACACAACAAUGCAGGGGAGUUCAAAGCAGAGUGGAAAGUGAAACAUUUAACUCAUCAUGUAAAUGAAUGGUGUGUCAGCUGUACAUGAUGCAUGCAGGGCUGACCAAAACUGGUGUUUGCACUUUGAACUUAUUUAUGAGGAGGAUGGAAAACCAUCACAAGACACAAAGGAGGAAAAGUAAUGUUUACGUUCAGCAUGAGGAAGUGGGUUCACAUUUCUUCACUCGCUGGCUGUUAGCCUUUUUAACUUUUGACUGUGGUGACAUCAUUUCUGGAUUAAAUUAAACACAUGCUAGACAAAUGUGUUAUUUCAAAUGUACUAUAGUGGUAAAAUCAUUAAGAAAACUAUAUUAUUGGCUACUUUUUGCUUCAGAGUGCUUUUACUACUGGUUUCAGGUGGGAAGUCAUAAAGACGGUUUUAAGUUGACGUAAAUUUUGACUUUGUGGAUUUUUUAAAUAUGUAUUUCAGACAAAUCAGAGAAAAAAUAUGAAGCCAGCUUUCACUCAGCCUUGCUGAAGAUCUACUGUCUGAGUAUCUAAAGCGUGAUUUAUCAUUAAUGCCAAAAACAGACAUUCCACAGCUUCAUGAAGUCCAUCUCCAUCACUUUUAGCUUUGUUAGUGGAAGUCCUGUAAAAAAAGCUUGAGAACAUGCAUUUAGUUUUUAAAAAUCCACAUUUUCAGCGGUUCAUGUUCUUCACUUAGAAAAGCGAUGAGACUCCUAACAACCAGACUUUGGGUUCAUGGGGAAAUCAGACUUUUGAUAAACAGCCAAUAGCUUUAGUAAGGUAGGUUUGAUCUCUUCUUAGUAAAAUUACAUUAAACAUGAAAUUAUUCAUCACAAAUGAGUUUACAGAAUUGUUGCUGCUUUCAGUAGAAACAUGUUCCUAGAAGCUGUUCAGGCUGAUCUCUGAUCUGUUUUACUCCAAAGGCGCAGUAGUGUUACCAUCACACUCCUCUGCUUUCACUGUCUCAGGAUGAAACCAAACGUUUAACACACACCUACACGCCGAGCAUUUAGUUUGGUUGUUGUAGUGCUGAGGACGGCGUUGGGUCCAUGCAGAUGUCUCAUUUAGCUGUUUUUAUGACAUUAUGUGUCCCAAAUAAGAUCCUGUGUUGCUGUUGUUUCACCAUAACAUGUGAAACCGCUGAUAAUGUCCAAAGACCAAGAUUAUUUCUGUAUUUUCUCUCUCUGUGUGUUUUUAUUUUAACUAUCAAAGCAUCUUCUGCAAAUAAAGAUUAGCUUCUGAAAUGA